CGUCAUUCUGUCAUCUGGGCUUAUGAGUGUCCAGGCUGCCAGGCCAGCUUCCCAUCUCGCCAACGUCUUCGUCUACACCUGGUUACUAACCAACAUGCUCAUCAAGGCCUCCAGCUGGCCCGAUCAGAGGGCCUCCGAAAUGACUUGUUGGUCGGGGCUUCGCUUGGUCUAGGUCAUCUCAAAAUUCAAAGCCCUAAGCCUCGGUUGGCCGAAACUCAUGCCUAUUCUAGCCUUAGUGAGAACCACAAAAGCGCAAGUAGGCUUGACGAGGCUCCGAUGAAAGGUGUUGAGGCAGAGGAACAACGGGCAGUCGAUAUUUCUUCACGGUUAGCUUGUCCAUUAUGCCUGACUGCCAAAGGAGGCGCCCCAGCAGCGCGAUGGUUGCAUCCCGAUGAUUUGGCUGGUCACUUGGCUGAGGUUCAUGCCGUCUGUCUGCCUACAGGACCGCCUGAUUCUGUUGCUGCGGACCAAAGAAAAGAGAGUCUUGGAGAGCGCUGGGUCGAAUUUUCACUGCAUCAAUUUCACCCUGCCGGCAAGUCGGUGACAUCAGCCGGUCCCAGCACCCAGUCAGCAAACGCACCAUCCUUUGUGUCUUCCUCAUCCAACUCGUCCUCGUCUUCAUCAACUUCUCUUCCUCCGUCCUCCGCAUCUUCCCUAUCCUGUGUUAAACUUCGAUUCGGCCCAAACUACAAGAAACAGGUCUCCGUUGCCAGUUCUGAUAGAGCCCAACGCCGAUGUCACCAGCGGACAAAAGCCGCUGAACUGGGAGGAAUGAAGAGAGGAGAGAAAGAGCAGCAGAGGCUUCAGCUUGUCGGCAGGGCCGAGGUUAAAAAAGCAGUGGAAGACAAUGAGGAAGAGGCCUAUGACGAAGAGCCAUAUGACGGAGAGGAAGAAGAAGAGGAGGAAGAUGAGGAAUCUAUGCCCAUUAGCCUGGCCUGCAAGCGCAUUAGUGUGCCCAUCCGUGAAGGUGUUCAGAGACCUAUGCUUUUGCACCUUACCCCAAUGCAGGAGAGCAUGUCCAGCAUUUAG
This is a messenger RNA of Protopolystoma xenopodis, 1029 nucleotides long. NCBI's taxonomy places the organism in Eukaryota, Metazoa, Platyhelminthes, Monogenea, Polystomatidea, Polystomatidae. The record is from the annotation of a GenBank genome assembly.